AUGACAAAUCCGGGCGCCCUCUCCGUCGCCCUGGCAACGAGACGCACAGGCUGGCCCGCGGCGCGCUGGCGGUUUGGAUCGGGCCCUAGAGAACAGUGUCAUGUCACGACCGAAGGAUAUAGCCCCUUUGGCCUCAGUUCUGAGGCAUCUGAGGCAUGCUGGGAACUAUGUAAGGACCAAGUAGAGAAUCAAAACUAUAAGAGCCAUGGAGUGUCCAAAGGAAAAGAACGAGAGCAGAGAACAUUAGUCCGGUUCAAGACAACGCUUAUGAACACACUCAUGGAUGUUCUACGCCGCAGGCCAGGAUGGGUGGAAGUGAAAGACGAGGGGGAGUGGGAUUUCUACUGGUGUGACGUCAGCUGGCUCCGGGAGAACUUCGACCACAUCUACAUGGACGAGCACGUGCGGAUCAGCCACUUCCGGAACCACUACGAGCUCACCCGCAAGAACUACAUGGUGAAGAACCUGAAGCGGUUCCGGAAGCAGCUGGAGCGCGAGGCCGGGAAGCUGGAGGCCGCCAAGUGCGACUUCUUCCCCAAAACCUUCGAGAUGCCUUGCGAGUACCACCUGUUCGUGGAGGAGUUCCGUAAGAACCCCGGGAUCACCUGGAUCAUGAAGCCUGUAGCCCGUUCUCAGGGGAAGGGCAUCUUUCUCUUCCGGAGGCUGAAGGACAUCAUGGACUGGAGGAAGGGCACUGUGGGAAAGAAGCUCACCAGCCUGGAGGCCCCGGCCCCCCGCAGCAGCACCAGCAAUCCCGCAGGCAGCCAUGACACACGCAGUUCCGAUGACCAGAAAGAUGAGAUUCCUGUGGAGAACUACGUAGCUCAGCGUUACAUUGAAAAUCCGUACCUGAUAGGUGGCCGCAAGUUUGACCUGCGUGUCUAUGUGCUGGUGAUGUCGUACAUUCCACUGCGGGCCUGGCUCUACCGAGAUGGCUUCGCCCGUUUCUCCAACACGCGCUUCACUCUGAACAGCCUGGAUGACCAGUAUGUGCACCUCACCAACGUUGCAGUACAAAAGACGUCUCCUGACUACCACCCAAAGAAGGGCUGUAAGUGGAUGCUCCAGCGCUUUCGGCAGUACCUGGCCUCCAAGCACGGCCCCCAGGUGGUGGAGGUGCUCUUCAGUGACAUGGACAACAUCUUUGUCAAGAGCCUGCAGAGUGUGCAGAAAGUGAUCAUCAGCGACAAGCACUGCUUCGAGCUCUAUGGCUACGACAUCCUCAUCGACCAGGACCUCAAGCCGUGGCUCCUGGAGGUCAACGCAUCGCCGUCACUCACUGCCAGCAGCCAGGAAGACUACGAGCUGAAGACCUGCCUGCUGGAGGACACUCUGAACGUGGUGGACAUGGAAGCCAGGCUCACAGGAAGGGAAAAGCGAGUCGGGGGCUUUGACCUCAUGUGGAAUGAUGGCCCUGUCAGCAGAGAGGAGGGGACGCCAGACCUGUCAGGGAUAGGAACCUUUGUGACCAACACACAUCUGGGCUGCAUCAACGACCGGAAAAAACAGUUGAGGCAGCUGUUCCACUCCCUUCAAGUGCAGAAGAAAACCCCCAGCUGACCCAGCUGAGGUGGGAGGAGGCCCUGGUAGGUGCGGCGAGGCCUUUCCCGGUUCCCUGCAGUACAGCGCACCUCGCAGUG
Messenger RNA from Dipodomys ordii (Ord's kangaroo rat), 1640 nucleotides. It is a transcript of the gene Ttll9, whose product is annotated as tubulin tyrosine ligase-like family member 9. Bases 1 to 1560 code for a protein of 519 amino acids. Gene Ontology annotation, cellular component: cilium. Lineage: Eukaryota; Metazoa; Chordata; Mammalia; Rodentia; Heteromyidae. The transcript is spliced from 16 exons. The record is from RefSeq and is a predicted model, not a curated record. Gene Ontology annotation, molecular function: tubulin binding; ATP binding; tubulin-glutamic acid ligase activity. Gene Ontology annotation, biological process: microtubule cytoskeleton organization; protein polyglutamylation.